Molecule: messenger RNA, 750 nt
Organism: Naegleria gruberi
Lineage: Eukaryota; Heterolobosea; Eutetramitea; Acrasida; Naegleriidae
Exons: 1
Coding region: 1-750 (249 amino acids)
Source: RefSeq, a predicted model, not a curated record
AUGAAAAUUUAUACAAAACUUUCACGUGAAAUUAAAACAUGUGUUCAACUUGGAGGAGCAGGAUCUGAUAAUUUAAGAUUACGUUUAUGUCUUGAAAAGGCUAGAAAGAACAAUGUUCCAAAACAUAUUGUUGAUGGUGCUAUUAAAUCAGGUUUAAAUGAAAAGGAUGCUAAUAUGGAAUAUAUUGGUUAUGAAGGAUAUGGAGCAGGUGGUGUUGCAGUUCUUGUUGAUUCAUUAACAGAAAAUAAGAAUAGAACAGCUCAACAAGUAAGAACACUUUUUUCAUUACACAAAGGUCAAUUAGGUACAUCAGUUCAAUGGUGUUUUGAAAAGAAAGGAGUUGUUAACUUUACAAUUCCAAUGUCUCAUUCAAAGAUGGAUAUUAUUUAUGAUAAUUUAUUUGAAAAAGUAUCAGAUAUGGAUGGUGUUGAAGAUUUAAAAAUUGAACCAACUCAAAAUGAUAUGGAAAAGGAAUUUUUAGAAUGUUCUCUCUUUUGUUCACCUGAAUCUGUUCAUAAUUUAAAAUCUCUACUCGACACUGAAAAGACAAAUAUUGAAAAGGGUAUGAAUAUUACCAUUCAAAAUAUUACAUGUGAAAUUGGUCAAGUUCCAACUUCAUUUAUUGAAAUUACUGAUCCAGAAGUUGCUGAAAGUAUUCAAAAUCUUAUUGAAAAAUUGAAUGAUCACGAUGAUGUACAAAAUGUUUAUCACAAUGCUCUAUUCAACAUUCCAGAAGAACAAGAUGAAUAA